Molecule: messenger RNA, 780 nt
Organism: Aureobasidium uvarum
Lineage: Eukaryota; Fungi; Ascomycota; Dothideomycetes; Dothideales; Saccotheciaceae
Source: the annotation of a GenBank genome assembly
AUGAACAAAGACCUCGACNCCCUCACUCGCCUUCGCCUCCAGCGUGCUCAACGCUUCUACCACUCAGGAAACCACUAUCCCCGCUCCAAUGGCGUAAUGUCCACCUUCUACGUCCUCUUUGGCGUAAACGCCCUCGUCUUUGGCGCCCUCAACUACGCAAAAUACACCAAAGACUGGAAACUCGAAAAACUGCUGCUCUCAAACACUUUGCUGUCGCCAGCGAGUGUGGACCAAGGGCGUUGGUGGACAAUCAUCACUUCUGCAUUUGCUCAUGUCGAUCCCAUUCAUUUUGCUUUCAACAUGCUGUCCUUGUAUAACUUUUGCUCGCUCUGUGCGUUUAUCCCUGGCAUGAGCGGAUUGCAUCUUGCUGCUGUGGCUGGCGGUUCAGCGGUAACGGGUGGAUUGGGCUNNUUUCUCUACCACCGCAAGACCAAAAUCGCAGAAGCCGGUCGCGGUGACUGGCAGUCCAAGUCUCGCAACUACAACUCUGCGGCUUUGGGUGCUUCGGGAGCGGUGAUGGGUGUGGGUGCUUUGACGGCUUGCUUGGUGCCCAAUGCUCCCAUGCAGUUGAUGUUGAUCCCCAUCUCUUUCCCUUUGUGGAUGUUUGUUGCAGGUUAUGGUGUGGUGGACUCGUACUUCUUGGACUCGCCGACGUCGGGUAUUGCCCAUGCUGGACAUUUGGGUGGUCUGGUCUUUGGUGCUGCGUACUAUCUGGCCUUGUUGAGAAAGUCGCCAAUGGGUGUUUGGAGAAACAUUCAGAGAACGAUCUCGAGAAGAUGA